CAGACGCUCGGCGGGCGCACCAACGAAGUGCUGGAGCUGGGCAAGCGCCUGCUGCAGCCCGAGGAGGAGUGGAAGGACAAGUGCGCGGCGCUCACGGAGCUGCGCCAGCUGCUGGCCGACUUCGCGCGGCUCCAGGAAGAAGAAGAAGAAGAAGAGGAAGAAGCAGAGGAUGCCGACGACCGCCUGGAGACGCUCUUGGCGCCCGAGAACGUGCAGGCGCUGAUGCAGCCCUUCCGCGUGACGCUCACGGACCUGCGCUCGACGGUCGUGCGCGAGGCCUGCGGCACGCUGGCGCUGCUGGCGCGCACGCUCGGCCCCGCGCGCUGCAAGAUCCUCGUGCGCGACGUGUUCCCGACGCUGCUGGACGCCAGAGGAGGCUCGAACAAGGUGAACACGGCGGCCAUCCACAGCUGCAUCGAGGCCAUCGUGGACACCACGCCGAGCAGAUUCGUGCUGGCACCGGUGCUGCAAGUGCUGGAGACGAGCAAGCAGUAUAUUUCUUUAUGGCCCGAUGAAGUCGAGAGGGACAGGAGAAUGACACCUCCAGCACCGGGGGGUCAGACAUCAAUGACACCGAGAAGCCGAAUUCCCUCGACCCCAACGUCCGCAUUGAAGAAGCCUCGAGAAGGGAGCGUACCCUCCAAAAUCCCCAGUCCUGCUCAUUUAUUACACUCCAGGACGGUGGACACUGAACCAACACCCAGCAGACAGCAUACACCAACUUACCUUGAAAGCAAGUUUACUCAGCUGAUAGAGGAAAAAUCUUCUCUUACCAAGAAGCUGGACGCGCAGGCACAGCAGCUCCAGCAACUACACGAACAGAUCCAGAUGAUGCAGGAGGAGAAGCAACUUACCGACUCGCGCAAUAAGAACGCUAUGGCAGCUACCAUGGCGGCCCACGCGGAGUAUACAGCAACUCAGCAAGAAAUCCAGUACCAGCUCGCAGAACAGGUUGCCAGUCAAGAAGCCGAGAUUGAUGAGCUCCGCAGCCAGUCUUCAUCGCCAACUCAAUCGCCACAACAACCACACCAAGAAACUACACAGCUUAAAAACACCGUAGCUGCAUUGGCGGAGCAGCUGCAAGCCGCGACGGCGAAGCUGGAGGCGUCGAACGCCGAGGCCGGCGACGAGCUGAACGCUCUGCGGAGCGAGAAGAGUGCUCUGGAGGAGCGGUUGGCGGCGCAGAGUGCACAGGUCGAGGAGCUUCAGGCGCAGCAGAGUGCUGCAGUGGCCGCGCUGGAGGAGGAGAAGCGCGAGUUGGCCAGCGAGGUGUCGACGCUGAAGAGCGGUCAGUCGGAGGCGAUGGCGCAGUGCAGCCAGAAGGACGAGCGCGUGGCGGAGCUGGAGAGCGAGCUGUCUGCAUUGGCGGAGCAGCUGCAAGCCGCGACGGCGAAGCUGGAGGCGUCGAACGCCGAGGCCGGCGACGAGCUGAACGCUCUGCGGAGCGAGAAGAGUGCUCUGGAGGAGCGGUUGGCGGCGCAGAGUGCACAGGUCGAGGAGCUUCAGGCGCAGCAGAGUGCUGCAGUGGCCGCGCUGGAGGAGGAGAAGCGCGAGUUGGCCAGCGAGGUGUCGACGCUGAAGAGCGGUCAGUCGGAGGCGAUGGCGCAGUGCAGCCAGAAGGACGAGCGCGUGGCGGAGCUGGAGAGCGAGCUGUCUGCAUUGGCGGAGCAGCUGCAAGCCGCGACGGCGAAGCUGGAGGCGUCGAACGCCGAGGCCGGCGACGAGCUGAACGCUCUGCGGAGCGAGAAGAGUGCUCUGGAGGAGCGGUUGGCGGCGCAGAGUGCACAGGUCGAGGAGCUUCAGGCGCAGCAGAGUGCUGCAGUGGCCGCGCUGGAGGAGGAGAAGCGCGAGUUGGCCAGCGAGGUGUCGACGCUGAAGAGCGGUCAGUCGGAGGCGAUGGCGCAGUGCAGCCAGAAGGACGAGCGCGUGGCGGAGCUGGAGAGCGAGCUGUCUGCAUUGGCGGAGCAGCUGCAAGCCGCGACGGCGAAGCUGGAGGCGUCGAACGCCGAGGCCGGCGACGAGCUGAACGCUCUGCGGAGCGAGAAGAGUGCUCUGGAGGAGCGGUUGGCGGCGCAGAGUGCACAGGUCGAGGAGCUUCAGGCGCAGCAGAGUGCUGCAGUGGCCGCGCUGGAGGAGGAGAAGCGCGAGUUGGCCAGCGAGGUGUCGACGCUGAAGAGCGGUCAGUCGGAGGCGAUGGCGCAGUGCAGCCAGAAGGACGAGCGCGUGGCGGAGCUGGAGAGCGAG
Messenger RNA from Phytophthora sojae, 2244 nucleotides. RefSeq lists its product as hypothetical. The record is from RefSeq and is a predicted model, not a curated record. The annotation marks the transcript as partial. Gene Ontology annotation, cellular component: Golgi apparatus. The transcript is spliced from 4 exons. Lineage: Eukaryota; Oomycota; Peronosporomycetes; Peronosporales; Peronosporaceae.